Acanthopagrus latus (yellowfin seabream) is the source of this 3370-nucleotide messenger RNA. RefSeq names its product PPFIA binding protein 2a (gene ppfibp2a). Gene Ontology annotation, molecular function: protein binding. Gene Ontology annotation, biological process: neuromuscular junction development. Bases 35 to 2764 code for a protein of 909 amino acids. The transcript has 23 exons. The record is from RefSeq and is a predicted model, not a curated record. Gene Ontology annotation, cellular component: presynaptic active zone. NCBI's taxonomy places the organism in Eukaryota, Metazoa, Chordata, Actinopteri, Spariformes, Sparidae.
ACUCUCCUACAGUCCAGUGAAUGAGGAUCUACGGAUGCUGCUUCACGAGACGGUCUGUGCCAUGGAGUCGAAUGCCAGCCACGUGUUGGAGGCUGCCUUGGAGCAAAUGGAUGACAUUAUUGCUGGCAAGGUGGGCGAAGGCCUCUUCGCUGCUCUCAUGCGCUUAGGUGGUCAGGACCGCCAGUCCUCAGACUGUGCUGACUCUCCCCCUCACGUGGACCCGGCCCUCAAGGCUCUUCAGCUGACUGAAGCCCUCAGGGCAGUGCUGGAGGGCCAGAGGAGUGAGGAAGAACAGGAGGCUCUCAGGAAACAAGUCUCUACUGAUACUGCAAAUGUUAUAGUUAAGUGGCUGGAGAGAGAAGAUGAGGUAAACCUCCAUUCAUCUGGCAACAGUGAGUCCUACCAGCAGCGAUUAUCACGUCUGGAGGGGGACAAAGAGUCACUGGUUCUGCAGGUGAGUGUGCUGACUGACCAGGUGGAGGCUCAGGGGGCCAAGAUCAGCGACCUACAGAGUUCUCUGGUGGAGCAUCAGCACAAGCUCGAAUCCACAGAGGAGAUGCUGCAGCAGGAGCUCCUGCAUAGGACGUCACUGGAGAACCAGAAGCUGAGUCUUAUGGGGGAGGUGUCCCACCUGAAAAUAAAGCUCACAGACAUGGAGGGAAAGCAGAGCCAUGGGGCUGAAAGGCAGCACAAAGCAGAGGGCUUGAUCAAGGAGCUCAGGAUCCUCAAGGACAAAGUCGAGCACCUGGAGGAUCAGAAGAUACAGUAUGAGAAGAAACUCAAAGCAACAAAGGCGGAGAUAAGCAGCCUUCAGCAGCUUCUGCUCAGCAAGAACGCCGAGAUCGAGAGCCUGCACACUCAGCUGCUGGCCAGACCCUCUUUAUCGCCCGAGAGCUCAGAGAGAGAGGAGAUGUACAGGAAGAGGCUAAACACCAAAUAUCAGGAGCUGCAGAAGCUCAGGAGUGGGAUGAAAUCACUGGUAGCUGCCAAUGAUGAAAAAGACCGACGGAUUGAAGAGCUCACUCUGCUCCUGAACCAGUGCAGGCAAUUCAGAGAGGUCGCUCACGCUACGAGGCAAGCUCCACCUGCUGUCCGUUCGUUGUCAAAUGGCAGGACUCCAUCGAGCAGCAGCGAGGAAGAAGUGCAUGCCCUGAUGAAGAACACUGACUCUGCCAGUGCAAAAUCUGAGGACAUGAAGUCUGAAGUAUCACAUGUUUCCACAAACAGUUCUUCCUCCCAACGAACUUCUCUCUCUUCAGUCCAUAAGGACAGUGAUUCCAGAACUGAACCACAGACUUUAUCAAGUAGCAUGAAUGACCUGAUGAAUGGAUCUUCACAGAAGAGCGAUCCGGGUGACAACAGAAGUCAGACGCUGCCCGUGAAUUCGACUCUGUCGGAGCAGAACGGGGCUGGAGACAGCAGCAGUGAGAUCCAGAGUCAAAGGUCUCCAGAUGGAAGCGAGGAUGGAGACUCCAGCCAAAGAAAGUCGGAGAAAGUCGACGACAGCACUUCAAGCGAUAAUUCCCCGGUUCAUUCUGGAGCAAGUCCACAGCCUGGCCAUCGAGCUGUGGGCUCACCAGAGUACAUGAAGAAUAACAGGAGCUUAAAGAGACUCUGGGGAAAACUUCGGAGAACCCAGUCUGGAGGACUACAGGCAGCAGAUCCAGAUGCUGGUCAGUUUACAAGAGGAGGGCUACGUGCAACAGCAGGACCCAGACUGACCCGGACCCCCGAGUCUUAUGACUCCUCACGAGAUAUGAAUAUUCCAUUCAGCCAGUGGACCAAGGGGCAGGUGUGUGGCUGGCUAGAGGACUACGGACUGGGCCAGUAUCUCAAUCUCACCAGACAGUGGGUUGAAAAUGGACAGACACUGCUGUCUGCCACUCCUCAGGACUUUGAGAAGGAGAUGGGUAUGAAGAAUCCACUGCACAGGAAGAAGCUGCAGCUCGCCCUGAACGCAUUCACCACUAAAGUUAUAGAGAAAUCGUCUGAGCUGGACCACAUCUGGGUCACCCGCUGGCUGGAUGAUAUUGGUUUGCCUCAAUAUAAAGACCAAUUCCAUGAAGCUCGAGUAGAUGGUCGAAUGAUACAGUACCUCACGGUGAAUGACCUCUUGACUCUAAAGGUCACCAGCCAGCUUCAUCACCUCAGUAUUAAAUGUGCCAUCCAUGUCCUUCACGCCAACAAGUUCAACCCCAACUGUCUUCGACGUAGACCAGGGGAAGAGAGACAGCCAUCUCCCUCAGAGGUGGUGCAGUGGUCUAACCACCGUGUGAUGGAGUGGCUGAGAGCAGUGGAUCUAGCAGAGUAUGCUCCCAAUCUACGAGGCAGUGGAGUUCAUGGCGGGCUGAUUAUCCUGGAGCCUCGCUUCAGCUCAGAGACUCUGGCCCUCCUCUUGAAUAUCCCUCCACAGAAGACUUUACUCCGCCGCCACCUCGCCACUGCCUUCUCUGCCCUGGUGGGGACUCAGGCCACGCAGGAGAAACGAGAAUAUGGCAAUGCCACAGGCCAUGUGCCCCUCACUACCACUGCUAAAGUAAAGCCAAAGAAGUUGGGCUUCACCCAAUUCAGUCACCUCAGAAAGAGGAAACCUGAUGAAUCUGCGGACUAUAUCUGCCCAAUAGACAGUGGAGCGCUGACAGUAAACGGGAUCUCUCGCCUGCCCUCUGCAGCACUGAGGGGCCUCAGCCCCAACCUGGACAGGCAGCCUGAGAGGCGGGAGCCUCUGGGCAUAAGAGCUAGGGCGAACAGCCCAAAACAAUGAUUAAACAAAAUAAAGAAGGAAGCUGCACCCACUCUACCACACUCUCUCCCCACCCUCUCACUCACUAAGUGACUUUGUGAAUAAGUGGAAAUUCUAAUACAAGAAAACUUGCAUAUGAGCAUUGGUGAUUUGCUGGAUGGGCUGCAAAGACGCCGUGGUUAGCAGGUGAUGUUCAUUUUUGUUAAUGUACUUUUAUCAAGAUGUUGUGUAGUCAAAGUUCAUCUAAAAUUAUGAUUAAUGACAUUGUGUGAAUUGUUUUGUCAAAGCUGCUCUCUGCAUUCCUUAUACAGUGUAUUUUUGCUUUAAAACAAUGCAUUUUACUGACUAUUUUGUAUCUAAACUCUAGUUAGAUUGACGACCUUACCAUAUCUGAAUUGACUGUACAGAGUAACAGUUGACAUCGGUUUCUUUAAGAAUGUUUCGUAUGCAUCACAGACAAUCAAAUCAAAAAUCAAAUCACCUUGAGUCUUGAUAUUACACUUAAUCUUCUGCACCUUUAAAUGAGGCUUGUUAGAAUACUUUAGGAUUCUCCUACCGAUAUGUGGCCUUGUUUCAUAAGAUCAUUGUGAAUAUGCAAUAAAAUAAUACAAUUCAGGUCAAAACUAA